Cuscuta campestris is the source of this 4248-nucleotide messenger RNA. The record is from the annotation of a GenBank genome assembly. Lineage: Eukaryota; Viridiplantae; Streptophyta; Magnoliopsida; Solanales; Convolvulaceae.
AAUAUAUUUGUUUAAUAAACUUUGUGACGACAUAUGCAAGAUGAUAUUGAAAAUUAAUUAAUUGUAGAGUGAAAAACACACACCUAACAUCUAAUAAUAUAAGACCUCUUAGACUUAGGUUUUUUUGCGAUUUUUUUCCAAAACAUGCAACCAUGGAGGUGAGAAAACUUUUUUAGCCAAUUUUCUCUCUCUUCUCCCUUUUUUUCCCAUCCAAACCAAACGAAGGAAAUUUUCUUGAAAAAUGUGUUUUCUCAUCUUAGAUUUUCUUUCUCUCCAAAAUCUCUCCAUCCAAACAGCCUAGAAAUGUUCGGCCGUCCAAAUCCACCGCGCGAACCGUCGCUCCACCCUCUCGUCGCUCCAUAACCUCAAAUUCAUGGAGGGGAAUCUUCAGCGGCUGAGAGAAACGUAAUUUCUUCCGAGGCGGAAGAGAAUUUAAGUAUGGUGGGCGGUUUUUCGGGAACGCCGCUGGCAGCAACGACAGAUCUUAGCAGAAGGGGGGGGGGGGCUUUAGAAGGCCUCCGGGUGGACUUCUUCCUCAGCAGCGGCAGAUUUCUUCUUCCUCCAGGUGGACUUCUUCCUCAACACUGGCAGAUCUCAGCAGCGGUCAUUGUUAUGGCGGCACUUGCAAUCUUUCACCUUAGUCCCACAAACCUUGCAAACAGGGCAUAUAGACUUUCCUUUAUGGGAACAACAUGUUCAACAUUGUAUUCUUUGUAUGCAUUAUAUGGGGUAAAUUCUCAUUAUAUGGGCAAUUUGGAAAGGCGCAUUCCCGACUUCAUACUCAAUUUGGGCAAUUGGGCAGAUCCCAUCACUGACUUCAUAGGCAGUUGGUUUGGGCAAUUGGGCAACGCUCAUUCCCGACUUCAUAACCAGCUGGUUUGGGCAAUUGGGCAGGGCACAUUUCGGACUUCACACGCAAACAAUGUGCUAGGAACAAGGAGAUCCAGUAGAGUACUACAACACCCUUUCUUCUCGCAUUUAUCCUCUCUCCAAAUAGCCCCUCUGCCAUUUCCGAAAAAAGAGGAGGAAGGUCGAGUCGAGUACUACAGCAAGACUGAAACUUAUUUCAAUGGCCUCCUCCACGGCUCCUCUCUCAGAGAAUGAUGUUGUGCCUCAUGGCCAUCCUGCCCCAGCACUGUAUUUGCCUUUUGUGUCUAUCGGUUUGAGUAUAAGUGUGCUUAUAUUUGUCCUAAUCAUUUUAUUUUUGUGUUGGAAGCGCUACUGGACUCACCGUCGUAAGAGGUCCGGGAAAGUAGGAGUCUUAAGAAAACUUCUGAUGUUCCUAUUGAAUCACACGCUAUAUCACUUAAAGCUUCCGAGGUUCUUAUUCGGUCACAUACCAAAUCAUUCCAAACUCUUUAGCAGGCGCGAUAGAGAAUUUUAAUCUAGACAAUGUGUUAAGAACAAGAGUUUUUGGGUUUGUAUAUAAAGGAGAAUUGGAUGAUGGUACCAAGAUUGUCGUAAAGAGGAUGAAAUGUAGCAGGUCAAUUGAUGCAAAACGAAUGAAAGAUUUUCAAUAAGAGAUUGCACUUAUUACCGCGGUAAGACACAAACAUCUCGCUGCAUUUCUCAACUAAUGCAUUAGUGGAGACGAGAGACUUUUGGUGUAUAAAUAUAUAUAUACUCAAGGUAGUUUAAGUCUCUAUUUAUUCAAAUGGAGGAAGCAUGGAUCUCCACAUCUGACUUGGGCGCAAUGGCUAACAAUAGCUUUCGAUGUGGCAAGGGGGUUGAGUACCUGCAUUGCUUGGCUCAACAAGGUCUCAUUCAUCAAGAUUUAAAACCAUCAGAUAUCCUUCUUGAUGAUAAUAUGAGAGCUAAGGUUGCUGAUUUUGGGUUGGUGAAAAGAGUACCCGAUAAGAAGUCCUCAUUGUUGACAGUGUUGAGUUAAGGGAAAUGUGUUCAUUCCUUAUAUACUCAUCUUUCCAACCCAGACAAUGUAAAUAUGAGAGCUAAAGGAAAUGUGUUGACCUAAGGAAAUGUGACUUAAUAUUUGGCAGAAAACAUAAUUGACAUGUUUCUCUCGUGGGCUAAAAUAUGCAACACUUUUGAUAUCGAGUCAUACAAUGCACAUAAGUACUUACUGUAUUUUUGUGAAAAAUACCCAAAUGUUCCGGCCAACACCGUCAACAAUGAGGAUUUUCAUCAGGUGCUCUUUUUACCAAAACAAAAUUGACAACCUUAGCUCUUAUAUUAUCAUCAAGAAGGAUAUUUGAUGGUUUUGAAUCUCGAUGAAUGAAACCUUGUUGAGCCAAACAAUGCAGACACUCAACCCCCCUUGCCACAUUGAAGGCAAUGGUUAGCCGUUGUGCCCAAGUCAGAUGUGGAAAUCCAUGCUCCCUCCAUUUGAAUAAAUGGAGACUUAAACUACCUUGAGUCAUAUAUUUAUACACCAAAACCCUCUCGCCUCUACUAAUGCAAUAGUUGAGAAGUGCAACGAGACUUUUGUGUCUCACCGCGGUAAUAAGUGCAAUCUCUGAUUGGAAAUCUUUCAUUCACUUUGCAUCAAUUGACCCACCACAUUUCAUCCUCUUUACGACAAUCUUGGUGUCAUCAUCUAAUUCUCCUUUAUAUACAAACCCAAAAGCUCUUGUUACUAACACAUUGCCUGGGUUAAAAUUGUAAUUGUCUGUCACGCUUGCUAAAGAGUUUGGAAUGAUAUCGUAUGUGACCGAAUAAGAACCUCGGAAGUUUGAAGUGAUAUAGUGUGUGAUUCAAUAGGAACAUUAAAAGUUUUCUCAGGACUCCCUACCCUGCCGAACCUCUUAUGACGGUGAAACCGGUAGCGCUUCCAACACAAAAAUAAAACGAUUAGGACAAAUAUAAGCACACCUAUACCCGAGCCGAUGGACACAAAAGGCAAAUACAGUGUUGGGACAGGAUGGCCAUGAGACACAAGAGCAUUCUCCGAGAGAGGAGCCGUGGAGGAGGCCAUUGGAAUAGGUUUCAGCCUUGUUGUAGUAAUCGACUCGACCUUCCUCCUCUUUUUUUCGGAAAUGACAGAGGGGCUGAUUGGAGAGAGGAUAAAUGUGAGAAGAAAGGGGGUUGUAGUACUCUACUCGAUCUCCUUGUUCCUAGCACAUUGUCUGCUUGUGAAGUCUGGGAUGCGCCCUGCCCAAAUCAGCUGCUUAUGAAGUCGGGAAUGAGCGUUGCCCAACGCUCUUGUUCCUAACACAUUGUCUGGGUUAAGGGAAAGUAUAUAAGGCUUGUAUUUCAUAAGAUUUCGCCAUGAAGACUCAACACAUUGUCUGGGUUAAGGAAAAGAGUUCCCGAUGGGAAGUCCUCAUUGUUUUUAUUUUGACACGAGUACACAUUGUCUGGGUUAAGGGAAAGAUGAGGGUGACGAUAUUGAGUUCAACAUGAGUUUUCCUCGAAUGCUUUAAAGAUAGCAAGCUAGUGAAGGGAUUUCCAGAAUGUUCGGCAAUGAAUUGGAUUCUGUCCACAUAGCCAACAAUUGACGAAAUUAAUCCCAUAGGUCAAGCACUCAUCUUUGUGGAAGAUGACUUAUUAUGGGUUUGCUCCUCAACCAAUCCAAUUUUGGUGCAACAUUUGCUUUUAUUGCAAGGGGACUGUUUUUAUGUGCUGGUAUAGUGGCUUCUUGAAGAUGAUAAGAAACCUCAAGGAAGUAAAUGGUGUAACAUAUGAAGAUGAAUAUGCAACAUCUCAGAUGUUUGGGUCGGAUGAAGAAGUUGCUUCUUAAAUUCCAACCCAAGCCCAAUCUCUUGUUGAUGAGUCAGUCUGGUGCAGUUCUGAUUGCUGAAUACAAGCCAGUUCCUGCUGUGGAUUAUUUAUAGGAUGCCAUAAUCCUCCUGAUGUCAUAGGCUUUUUGUCUAGCAAUUCAACAACGAGGUCCAUGAUAUAUUGGCUUUUUUUGGAACACGGAAUAUGGGAUUCAUUUAUCAAGAACUUGUUGAUAUUCUUAGCUAUGAUGUGGUUAUAACGAUGUUAUGAUGGUGCUGAUUUAAAUAGUGAAAAACCAUAUUUUUACGUCUGGUGCCUCAGAAUGCUGCAGUUAUAAGAGGUACACUCCGUGCUGAGAAGCAAUUCCUCAUUGCUUUCAGAAGCAAGAAGGAACAAACAGAGUGAUGGGAAUCUAUUCAGUGGAUGUCAUUUUUGUAAGAUACAAAUGGAUUACGAUCAUUUAGCUCUCAGGAGUCGCUAUUUGCCAUGGUUGUCUAAUUGGACACAUACAGUAUGUUGCUCGCCUUCUUUACUCGUUAUCUUCAUCGUAUAUAAAGACUGUGCAUUCUU